CUUUAUCAAUGGAAGAAGCAUUAGAAGAGUACGACAUUAUUGACAGCAGAAAUGAUAACCUACAUCAUGCUAAGCCUGAAGAUCACACCAAAACAGGGGGCUUAAUCCAAGGAGCUCUUAAUACAAUCAAAUAAGAACUUCAAUGAUGUAAAGAACAAAUUGCAUGGCAAGACCACUCCUCAGAAGACCCCAAAAGUACAUUGUGAAGAAGAAAAGGUAGCAAAACCUUCUGAGACAAAGAAGCCAGUAGGCUCAGAAGAUAGCAAUAAACAAUCUAAAACUAAAAAUAUUGGAAGGAAAACCCUUCCCAAAGAACUAGGUGAAAAUAAGUACGAGCAGGCAUUUGAAGAGGACAAGCUCGAGGAAGGAUUCGAAGAGUUCGACUUCCAUAUCUCCCUCGCUAAAAGUAUCAGCCAGAAAUUAAGAGGCUCUAUUGAGAAAAAGAGUUUUGAAGAGGCUACUUUAUCAGAGCUUCAGGCCCAAGUAAUAGAGGAAUCAGCCAGUGGCUCUAAAUUACCAACCAAGGAUGAAGAGAACAUAAGCGAUUUCGAAAUGGUUUCUGACAUACAAUGUAUCUUCACUGAGGCUGACUGGAGGGAGUUCUUAGAAAACCCACCUAAAGAAUUAUCAGAGAUUCAAGAAAGAAGGAUUAUUUGGAGCAUUAAGAUGGGUCUCCCUGACAGAAGAAGAGGCGAUAUAUGGGAAUAUCUAGUCAAAGUUAAUAAAUACAAGAAGAAGGAAGAAAGAAGCUACCAAGAUCUCCUAAAUACUAAGGAUGUUGAAAAUAUUGAGUAUACUAUCAGUAAAGACAUCAUGAGGACUUUCCCUGAGCUCGACCAACAUAAAGAAGAUAUUAGCACCGGGAAUAAUUCUCUUUUUAAUGUUCUUAAAGCUUAUGCUGUAUAUGACCCUGAUGUCAAAUAUUGACAAGGCAUGAACUUUAUAGUCUUUCUGUUCCUUGAAAAAUUUGAUUCAAAUGAAGAAAGAGCAUUCUGGCUCCUAGUCGCCAUGAUGAAGCAUCUUAGAUGGAGAAAGUUAUAUAAAUUAGAUACACCCAAAUUGAUUACGAUGCUGGAGAGACUAAGGAAAAGACUUAUCAAAGAGGUUCCUGAGAUAUACAACCAUAUGGUAGAGCAAGAAUUACCAAUCGAGGGAGUAUUUGCUCCUUUCUUCCUAACUUUGUUCUUGUACUCAACUCCCGUGCAUAUUGCUCUGAGAAUCAUUGAUUGUUUCCUUUAUAAAGGAGAAGAUUUCUUAUUAGAGUUGACAGUAAAAAUGCUAAAGUUGCAAAAAGAAAAGAUUUUAAGCUUUGUUUCAGACUGUGGGCCUUGCUUUGAGCUCCAAAUGUACCUCAGCAAGAACCUUGUUCAAGAAUGUUGUGAGAAUAAAACAGUAAAGUCGAUUUUAGGCAGACCUGAAGUACCAGAAGUAGGCAUUUUUAAUUUGUAAUUGUCAAUUUAUCCGAAAUAA
This is a messenger RNA of Moneuplotes crassus, 1470 nucleotides long. NCBI's taxonomy places the organism in Eukaryota, Ciliophora, Spirotrichea, Euplotida, Euplotidae. The record is from the annotation of a GenBank genome assembly.